AUGCUGGAUGCAGUUUUUGAGAUAGAUCCAAUAAUCAUGGCGAUUCGUUUGUUAUCCAUUUUUUUGCUUGUUACGGCUGUUAUUUCAUCGACGAAUGCUAUCAGUGAUAUUGAUCCAGCUGCUGUCGAUGUUUUGCUUCGCGAAAUUCGCGCUCGACUUUUGGAAAGAGAAGAAGCUCAUAGUCGAAUCAACAUUCGAGAGGCAUCUGGUGAAGAAGAAAACGUUGUGAAAGUUGAUGUUGAAGGUAGUGGAAGUGGAGAAGGAUCGGGAGAAAGUUCAGGAGAAGGAUCGGGAGAUAUUGAUGGAUCUGGUUCAGGUUUUGAACCAACUGGUGUUCCAUUGAUUCAAGAUGAUGUUCUGAGCAAAUCUACAACCCCAAACCCAAAAUUCGAUAAGGAUGGAAACUUGAGCAAGGACGAAGUUGAGAAAAUCGCUUUGAAAAACUUGAAGAAACAAGCCCCAAAAACCAUCCAAGGUGAGAAAAGUUCAGUUCAAAAACUCUAACAACUGUCAAAUUUUCAGAGCACUUUGAGGCCAACCCAAAAGCCACAGUUCAAAUGCUCCAAGGACUUGACAUUCAUGGUAAGUCAAGCGGUGCAGCAAAACCAAAACACUAAUUUUCAUCGAUAAUUUUUGAUUUCGAAUUUCAUUCAUGUUUUCAAAAUUCAUCUGUCUGUAGAAUAAAGAUUUCAAUUUUCAAACAUCUAGUUGUAUCUAGUUUUCAAAUUUCAGGAUCAUCUGGAGGAUAUCAUCGAAGUCUAUCUGGUGGAUAUUUAUCCCCAUCUUCAUAUGAUCCUUAUAAUGUUAAUUGGCAUAGUUAUGGUGAAAGAGGUGUAAUUCAAAAAGAAAAAGCUAUCAAAAUUUUCAGAAAUAUUUUUUCAAACCAGUUAUAAUUUUUUUUUGAAUGUUUCGACAAAAUUUUGUUGUUGUGUAUGUGUAUGAGUGUGCAAUACUUUGAUCUGAUCUUGUUAAUGAAUGAUAAUAAAAAGUUGGUUUAUUUCUUCCUUCAAGAUUAACAGGAAAAUAAUGUCCUUCUGCCUUUUGCUGACCUUGAGCUUUUGGAUGGUUUUGAAACGGGAAGUUCUUUUUUUUUUUGCUAUUUUUUUCUACCUUGGCAAGGUUACUCUCGGAAAAGUAGGUUGAUGUGAGAAUCAAAAACCAGUAAACAAGAAAAGAAGCCUGCCUUCUCUAAUUAUUAUUCAAUUCUUAUUAUGGUUUCCUUGUUAUUGCGAAAAGGUUACAAAUUGAAGAGGGAAACAAAUUGUUAAACUAUUCUUUCUUCUUUUUUUCCCAAGAAUAUAAAAAAAAAGAAUAAUUGAAAAUGAAUGGUUUACUACACAAAAAUUGCAAUUAUUUAUUUGAUAUAUGAUGAGAACUUGGUGGUCAAAAUAUUUUGAGUUCACACUUUUUGGCCUUCAGGUUUUGCGUUGAAAUGAGAAAAAUGGAGGAUCGGAAAAACAAGAGGACAUUAUUUUUGUUGAAUUGGAACUUUUUAUCAAAUUUGAAAGGGCUUUCCAUCAAUUAUGUUGUUGUUUUGCUUGUUUCGAAAUUGAAAUGACAUAAAUUGAAAAAAACGAGUGAGAAAUUGAAAAGUUCUUUUGAAAAUAGUAACAAGGAGAUUCAUUAAAGAAGUCACCGUAUAAAAAAAAUACAAGAAAAAUGUGUUGAAUCUCAGAGUUUCAAAAACUUCAAAAAAUAUAUUUUAUUUUAAUAUUUUUUUAUUCCUCAGAAGCAUUGAAAAAACUUGAUAUGGAAUUUCUGGAAACAUUUUGUUUUAUAUUUGAAAUUGAUAAUUUUUAACAAAAUCAGAUUUGAGCUUUCAUGAAUUUUAAGCUGAAUAAAAGAUAGUUGUCUUCAUUGCCUGUUAGAUUUUGGAAAAUUAUUCCGAUUUUCCUAAUUUCUGAUCCCAUAUACCUCAAAAAACACCGCUUUUGCUGAAUCGGCAUAGAUAAGAGAAAGCGAUUCCAUUUCUUUUAAUUCAAAAACGUUCAAAAUGCCAUUUCACUUAACCAUACCAUAUAUCAAACAGUAAAUAUGUAAUUCGAUAAAAAAACAGUUUCCUCGUUCAUACCACACACACACCCGCAAACAAUCAAAAUCAAAGUCUCUCAAAUCUCCGCCCAUUGCGGUGUAAGUUUUCUCAACUACACAACAACAAGGUAUAAAAGGCCGAAGAAAAUUAGUUGAAAACAUCUUGGCAUCUUCUAAGAAAAUGUUUGAGGAGAAACUUCUUGUUGGUAUUGCAUCGACUUUCUCGACAAUUGCUGUCGUUGCUUGUCUUGUUGUUAUUCCAUCGUUGUACAAUACCAUCAACGAGGUUCACGAGGAGGUUCUUGAUGGCGUUCAAGUUUUCCGUGUUGAAACCGAUUCGGCUUGGAAUGAGAUGAUGGAUAUUCAAAUCACAGUCACUCCACCAUCUAAGCCACGUGUCAAUCCAUUCAACUCUGUCUUCCGUCAAAAACGUCAAACAUUCUCUGGACUUCCAGCUUGGUGCCAAUGUGAACCAACCAAGCCAACCUGCCCACCAGGACCACCAGGACCACCAGGACCAGCUGGACAACCAGGUUUGUAUCUUUCUUUUUUUUUAAUUUUCAACAAUCUCAAUAAAAUCUUUUUUUCAGGAACCCCAGGACUUCCAGGACCACGUGGAGCAGACAGCCAAACUACCUACGCACCAAUUGCUUGCCCACGACCAUCAUCUGAUUGCGUCAAGUGCCCACCAGGAGCUCCAGGACCAGCUGGACCAUCAGGACCAGCCGGACCAGCCGGGCCAGCCGGACGCCCAGGACAACCAGGAAACCGCGGAAACAACGGAGCCCCAGGAGGCCCAGGACCAAAGGGAGACGCUGGAACCCCAGGAGCCCCAGGACAAGCUGGACGACCAGGAGCACCAGGAAAAGACGGACGUCGUGGACAAGGAGCUCCAGGAGCCCCAGGAGCCCCAGGAAAACCAGGACCAGCCGGACCAAACGGACAACCAGGAAACCGCGGAGGAAACGGAACACCAGGACCAGCUGGACCAGCCGGACAACCAGGACAACCAGGAAACCGUGGAUCCGAUGGACAUCCAGGAACCUCAGGAGGACCAGGACUUCCAGGACCAGACGCCGCUUAUUGCGCCUGCCCACCAAGAUCCGCUGUCUUUGUCUCCCGUCAUUAA
Molecule: messenger RNA, 3160 nt
Organism: Caenorhabditis angaria
Lineage: Eukaryota; Metazoa; Nematoda; Chromadorea; Rhabditida; Rhabditidae
Source: the annotation of a GenBank genome assembly